Spathaspora passalidarum NRRL Y-27907 is the source of this 688-nucleotide messenger RNA. RefSeq names its product ubiquinone-binding protein. Gene Ontology annotation, molecular function: ubiquinone binding. The transcript has a single exon. Bases 39 to 629 code for a protein of 196 amino acids. Gene Ontology annotation, biological process: ubiquinone biosynthetic process; cellular respiration. Lineage: Eukaryota; Fungi; Ascomycota; Pichiomycetes; Serinales; Debaryomycetaceae. Gene Ontology annotation, cellular component: mitochondrion. The record is from RefSeq and is a predicted model, not a curated record.
AACUAACCCAGCCACACCUAGCAAACAAAACGCACCACAUGCUUGUAAGAAUACGACCAGUUCUUCCCAUUCGACCACUCACCAGUGCUAUCUUUCCUAGGCGUACCUUCUUUGGCUCUUCCAAACCGCAAUCAUAUGAAAUAUCUCGGACUUUGAACGGCACACCUCGACAACUAUACGAUAUAGUUAGUGAUGUGGCCAAAUACCACGAAUUCGUUCCCUUCGUUGAAGAAUCAUUCAUCACUGAACGUUGCUCGAGAAAUACCCCCUCAAGAGCCGGUCUUCAAGUAGGUUGGAAGGACAUCAACGAACGGUUUGAAUGCAAGUUAAACUGUGUGCCGGGCGAAUUAGUCCAAGCAACCAGUUUAGAAUUGGAUCUUUUUGAGAAUUUAGAAACUAAAUGGAAGUUCAAUGAGGUAGAUGGUAAUAAAAACAAGUGUAAGAUUGAUUUUCAAUUGGUUUACAAGUUUAGAAAUCCCUUGUAUGAUCGCUUGAGUUUUAUGUUUGCUCCUCAGGUGAGUGAUAUUAUGAUCCAGGCAUUCCAAAAGAGAUUGUUUCAUAUUAAACGUGAAGAGGCAAAGUUGAAAUAUGAAGAUAAGCGAGCAGACGUUGGUUUAGAAAAGUUAUAAGGUGUGCAUGUAAAUAGUUAGCAUAGACUUUGAAUAGAAAUAUAGAUGUUCAGAUAUUC